Molecule: messenger RNA, 258 nt
Organism: Emiliania huxleyi CCMP1516
Lineage: Eukaryota; Haptophyta; Isochrysidales; Noelaerhabdaceae
Exons: 1
Source: RefSeq, a predicted model, not a curated record
UCUCUGUUUGGCGCCUCGCUCUUUCCGUGGCUGGCGAUGCUGUACUGGCUAAAGCACCCGACGGUUGGCGCGCCUCCGGGAGUGACAUUUGGCCUCACCUUCCUGCUGGCCUUCGUCUUCGGCUCCAUCCCGGCGGCGAUUGGCGCUGGUGCCCUCUUCGGCGUCAGCCUCGCCGACGCCGAUUGGCUGCAUGGAUCGGCCGAGUCGUUGCUCGCCAUCACCAACUGCGUCGUCGUCUUCGGGUUUCGGGACGCGAUC